AUGGACUACGUUACAAAUUUACCAAAAGAAGAUCCAUCAAUAUCAACUACUUCAAAAUAUGGAUUAAAAUUUUAUGAUCCCGUAAAAUACUACGAUUUCCAUAUCUAUUAUUACGCUCACAAUCCAAAAUCAUUUAAAGAAUCAGAUGAAUUAAGAGCUAAAUUGAUAAGAGAUUUCCCAGAAGAUUCAGCAAAUGGAUCAAUUUUAAUUAAAGUUUUACCAAAUGAUAAAGUAAUUGGACCUCAUGCAACUCAUUUUUGGGAAGCUGAUGUACAAAGACCAGAAGUAUUUAUAAAAGUCUUAAGUUGGUUUCAAAUUCAUCAUGGUAACUUAUCAGUACUUAUACACCCACAAACUGGUGAUGAUAUUAAGGAUCAUUUUCAUCAUGCUUUAUGGUUAGGUGAAAAAUUACCUUUAAUUGAUAUUUUCCCAACUAGUGAUGGUGCAAUACCUGAAUUUGGAGUAAAAGGUGGUAAAAGAAUUAAAGUUGAAGAUUAUGAUGAUUUCAAAACUGUAAUUGAAUAA
Molecule: messenger RNA, 525 nt
Organism: Lodderomyces jiufengensis
Lineage: Eukaryota; Fungi; Ascomycota; Pichiomycetes; Serinales; Debaryomycetaceae
Exons: 1
Coding region: 1-525 (174 amino acids)
Source: RefSeq, a predicted model, not a curated record